GGCAUUUUCGCGCAAGAGGAAAAAUGGCUGACUGGGUGAUUGUCGUUGGCGGUGGCCUUGCCGGCCACAGUGCGGCCCACACGGUCCUACAAGCCGGUGGAAAGGUGGUGCUGCUGGACAAGUCCGCCUUCUGCGGUGGCAACUCCACAAAGGCCACAAGCGGCAUCAAUGGUGCAGGCACCAAGACCCAGAAGAAGCUCAACAUCCCUGACACCCCAGAUAUCUUCGAAGCAGACACCACAAAGUCUGCAGGCCAAUCGGCUCGUCCACGCUUGAUCCACGCCCUCACGCACGGCAGCGCGCCCGCUGUGGAGUGGCUCCAAGAGGCCUUUGACCUUCAGCUCAACCUCGUUGGCCAGCUUGGCGCACAUUCAUACCCUCGCACUCACAGAGGUAAGGAGCGCUUUCCCGGCAUGAUGAUCACGUACCGGCUCAUGGAGCGUUUUGAGGAUGCCUGCAAGCACCAGCCGGACCGGGCGCGCCUCGUGACCAAAGCCCGCGCGGAGCGCCUUCUGACGGACGAUGCAGGCCGCGUCAUUGGCGUGGAGUACGAGAAGAAGGGCAAGACAUACACGGAGCACGGCGCAGUCAUCCUGGCCACGGGCGGGUUUGGCGCGGACUUUACGAACAACUCGCUGCUGCGGCAGGUGGAGGAGCAGUGGCGGGCGCUGCCCAUGUGGCGCGACAUUCCAAACCUCCCAGCCCUCACCUCCUUCCCCACCACAAACGGCUCCCACACCACCGGCGACGGCAUCAAGAUGGCCAUGGCAGUUGGCGCAACAACAACAGACCUGCCGUACGUGCAGGUGCACCCAACAGGCCUCGUCGACCCAAAGAAGCCAGAUGCAAAGGUGAAGUGGCUGGCUGCAGAGGCGCUGCGCGGGUCCGGCGCAAUCCUCAUUGACGCCCGCGGAAACCGCUUCUGCAACGAACUCGGCAAGCGCGACUACGUGACUGGCAGGAUGCUCAGGUGCCAGGCCCCGUUCCGCCUCGUCAUGAACGGCAAGCAGUCGCGCGAGUUUGAAUGGUGCGUGAGUCGUUGUUGUUGUCAGGCACCAUCCCGUCUGUGCCGCCACUUCCAUGUUAACACACACACAAUAACACAACCAGCAAACAACGACAACACCGCUCACGAACCGACCAUCUGCUGUAUCGCCAUCCCGCCAUCAUCACGUGCUCACCAUGACUUCUUCCUCCUCCCCUCCCCCUCCACUGCAUGCAGUCUACUGGAUUGCGUUGUGUAUGGGCGGCUUGCCGGCUCCACAGCCGCAGCCUUCACCAGGAGCGCUGGAACCGCCACCGUCGCUGCUGCCCCUUCCUCUUCCACCUCAUCAAGCCAGGCCACUUCGUCCACGUCCACAUCGUCGUCGUCAUCGUCGUCGUCGUCGUCGUCGCUGCCAGCGUACACGAUGGCUGAGGUGGCGAAGCACAACACGGAGGAUGACUGCUGGGUUGUCAUCCACGGCAAAGUGUACGAUGUCACCGACUUCCUCGAGGACCACCCUGGCGGGGCUGCGAGCAUCGUGGCGUAUGCCGGGAAGGAUGCCACAAAGCCGUUUGACAUGCUGCACUCGCUCGACCUCCUCACAAAGUAUGCGGACGACUAUAUUGUGGGCGUCCUCGCUGGCGAUGCUGCUGGAGAUGACAUCAGCACCACGACCACAGGCGCUGAUGGCAGCAGCAAUGGCAAUGACGGUGGUGAUGGCAAGGCUGAGGGUGUGAUCAGUCUUGCUGAGGUGGCCAAGCACAACAAGGAGGAUGACUGCUGGAUUGUCGUCCACGGAAAAGUGUACGACGUCACAACUUUCCUCAAGGACCACCCUGCUGGGCCGGCAAUCAUCAUGAAGUACGCGGGCAAGGACGGCACGGCAGCCUUUGAUGCGAGCGGCCAUCCAAAGGACAUCGUCUCUCAGCUGGGACUCGAUCACCUCUGCCUCGGCGACGCGGAAGGUGGGGACCAGGCCUCAGCACCCGUGGCCGUGUCGACCGAGCGCGCAGACACCCAAAUCGAAGGCAAACCGCCGCUGUCGCAGGUGCUGAACCUGUUUGAGUUUGAGGCUGUUGCCCGCAAGUGCAUGUCGCAGCAGGGCUGGGUGUACUACUCGAGCGGGUCUGAUGACGAGAUGUCCCUGCGGGAGAACCACUCCGCCUUCCACCGCCUCUGGCUCCGGCCCCGCAUUCUCAUUGAUGUUUCGAGCGUCGACCUUGGCAGCACGAUGCUUGGCCAUCGCGUCAAGAUGCCCGUGUACAUCACAUCCUGCGCACUCGGCCGUCUCGCCCACCCGGACGGCGAGCUGUGCCUGACACGCGCCGCCGCCACCCGCGGUGUUGUGCAGCUGUGGCCAACGCUGGCCUCAUGCACCAUUGAUGAGAUGGCGAGUGCGGCAACAAACGACCAGAUUCUCUUCCUCCAGCUCUACGUCAACCACGACAGAUCCGUCUCUGAGCGGCUGAUUCGGCGUGCUGAGAAGCGCGGCAUCAAGGCCAUCUUCGUCACCGUCGAUGCACCACAGCUCGGCAGGCGCGAAAAGGACAUGCGGGUGAAGUUUACAAUGGAGGCGCCGACGGUGCAGAAGUCGGACGACAGCGCCGGAAAUGUCGACCGCAACCAGGGCACGGCCCGUGCCAUCAGCCAGUUUAUUGACCCCUCGCUGUCGUGGAAGGACAUUGAAUGGCUGCGAGGCGUCACCAAGUUGCCCAUCGUCCUCAAGGGUGUGCAAUGCGCAGAGGAUGCGCUUCUCGCAGCGGAGCGCGGGCUGGAUGGCAUUGUGUGCAGCAACCACGGCGGCCGGCAGCUUGACUUUGCCCGCUCAGGCAUUGAGGUGCUGGUGGAGGUGAUGGCUGCGCUGCGUGCGCGCGGGUGGCAGAACAAGAUGGAGGUGUACGUUGACGGCGGUGUUCGUCGCGGUACAGACGUCCUCAAGGCACUCGCCCUCGGCGCAAAGGCCGUUGGCAUUGGUCGCCCCACGCUGUACGCCAUGGCCGGAUACGGAACAGCCGGCGUUGAGCGCGUCUUCGAGAUUGUGGAGGACGAGAUGAUCAUGGGCAUGCGGCUGAUGGGCGCUCAGCGCAUUGCAGACCUCAAGCCGUCGAUGGUGUGCACAAAGAGCCUUGCUCAGCACAUCGCCCCUGCCCCGAAGGACAGCCUCUCCGAGUACGUCUACGAGCCUCUCAACACCAUGUCCAAGCUCUGACGUCGUGUUGUGAUGUGAUAUGAUGUGUGACAUGACAACACACACACACACAACACAACACAACACAUACAACACACACGCACACACACGCACACACACACACACAC
This is a messenger RNA of Salpingoeca rosetta, 3301 nucleotides long. Its product is annotated as cytochrome b2. The transcript has 19 exons. The coding region runs from base 24 to 3194 and encodes 1056 amino acids. The record is from RefSeq and is a predicted model, not a curated record. NCBI's taxonomy places the organism in Eukaryota, Choanoflagellata, Craspedida, Salpingoecidae. Gene Ontology annotation, molecular function: heme binding; oxidoreductase activity.